This is a messenger RNA of Babesia microti strain RI, 675 nucleotides long. Its product is annotated as ubiquitin carboxyl-terminal hydrolase L3. The record is from RefSeq and is a predicted model, not a curated record. Gene Ontology annotation, cellular component: cytoplasm. Gene Ontology annotation, biological process: ubiquitin-dependent protein catabolic process; protein deubiquitination. Gene Ontology annotation, molecular function: cysteine-type deubiquitinase activity. Lineage: Eukaryota; Apicomplexa; Aconoidasida; Piroplasmida; Babesiidae. Bases 1 to 675 code for a protein of 224 amino acids. The transcript is spliced from 7 exons.
AUGGAUGAAAUAAAAUGGCUUCCUCUUGAAGCUAAUCCUGAGUUAUUCAAAAAGUAUGCGGAGAUGCUAGGAGCGAAAAAUUUGGUAUUUAAUGACAUCUAUAGUUGUGAUGACCUUGAUUUUGACUAUAUUAAAAAACCAGUAUAUGGCCUGAUUUUAUUAUUUCCAUUAAGCUGCAGAAUUGCUGCUAAACGUUAUAGUGUGACUUCAAAGUACGAAUACAACCCUGAUGAUGUAUGGUUUAUGAAUCAGACCAUACCUAAUGCGUGUGGUACCAUUGCUAUGCUACACCUAUUGCACAAUUUAAAGAAGAAUAAUGCCUCGCAUAAUUCUAUACUUCAAAAAAUGUAUUCAUCUACUUCCUCAUCAGAUCCUUUACUACGUUCGAAAUUUUUGGAAGAUUCAAAGGAUAUUGCAAAUCUACAUGUGUCAUUGGAAACCCAGGGCCAAUCAGAAUCGGUUAAUAUUGCUGAUGUUGAUACACACUUCAUCACCUUUGUCAGCAUCAAAAAUUUGUUAUUUGAACUUGAUGGACAACAAAAUGGUCCAAUUUGCCAUGGCCCUGUGAGUAAUGAUAAUUUUUUGAAGAAAACAGUAGCAAUUAUAAAGGACGAAUUCAUGUCAAUUGACCCCUCUGAAAUGAGAUUCUCGAUGAUUGCAGUUUCGGGUGCAUGA